AUGCCUGAAGGGCUGGGUACAGAGAAGGAAGGGAUAGAAGCUGGCUUCUCUUCUUUCACUCCUGCACCUGGAUUCUUAAAAGUGGACCUGUUUCCUAUUAAUAUUCCAAGGUGCAGCCACUGUGUGGUCAGCAUGAGUCGACAGCCAUCCAACUCAGGAAAGACCCGUGGACACAAUCAGCAAGUUCUACUCCAAGACUCUCCAUUGAUGAUGAACAUACAGCCUCACAAGUCUGAGAGGGAGUGCGGGGCUUUGAAAUCAUCUACAACUGGUAGUAAUGAUCUGGCCAGCUUGUUUGAGUGUCCAGUCUGUUUUGACUAUGCCCUGCCUCCUAUUAUGCAAUGUCAGAGUGGACAUAUUGUGUGCCACUCAUGUCGACAGAAAUUGUCCAUGUGUCCUACAUGUCGGGGACCACUAGGUAAUAUCCGGAAUUUGGCCAUGGAAAAGGUUGCCAUGACAGUACUUUUCCCAUGUAAAUAUUCAACUAAUGGUUGUCCUGUCACAUUGCUUCAUACAGAGAAAUCAGAACACGAGGAAACCUGUGAGUGCAGGCCAUACUGCUGUCCCUGCCCUGGUGCAUCCUGCAAAUGGCAAGGUUCAUUAGAACAAGUUAUGUCUCAUUUGGUGCAGUCUCAUAAAAGUAUAACCACAUUACAAGGGGAAGAUAUUGUAUUCCUGGCCACAGAUAUAAAUCUUCCUGGAGCAGUAGACUGGGUAAUGAUGCAAUCAUGCUUUGGACAAAAUUUUAUGCUGGUGCUAGAAAAACAAGAAAAGAUUGAUGGACUGCAGAUGUUCUAUGCAAUUGUGCAGCUAAUUGGCACACGGAAACAGGCAGAGAAUUUUGCCUACAGGUUAGAAUUGAGUGGUCAUCGCCGCCGCCUGACCUGGGAAGCAACCCCUCGCAGCAUUCAUGAUGGCGUGCAGUCAGCUAUUUUAAGCAGUGACUGUCUGGUGUUUGACACCAACAUAGCUCAGCUCUUUGCUGACCAUGGUAACCUGGGAAUCAAUGUGACCAUUUCCUUGUGUUAG
Molecule: messenger RNA, 1029 nt
Organism: Acanthosepion pharaonis
Lineage: Eukaryota; Metazoa; Mollusca; Cephalopoda; Sepiida; Sepiidae
Source: the annotation of a GenBank genome assembly